AUGGCGCCGCCGCCGCCGCCGGGAGCAGCGGGGACCCGGCCGGAGCAUUACACAGACAAGCCCCUGGAGAAGCCCCUGAAGCUGGUCCUCAAGGUUGGAGGAAGUGAAGUGACUGAGCUUUCAGGGUCUGGGCACGACUCCAGUUACUACGAUGACAGGUCAGACCACGAGCGCGAGCGACACAAAGAAAAAAAGAAGAAGAAGAAAAAGAAAUCGGAGAAGGAGAAGCACCUCGAUGAUGAAGAAAGAAGGAAAAGGAAGGAAGAGAAGAAGCGGAAACGGGAAAAGGAGCAUGGCGACACGGAGGGAGAGGCCGACGACUUUGAUCCUGGGAAGAAGGUGGAUGUGGAGCCGCCCCCUGAUAGGCCCAUGCGCGCGUGCCGGACACAGCCAGCUGAGAACGAGAGCACACCUAUUCAGCAACUGUUAGAGCACUUUCUCCGCCAGCUCCAGAGAAAAGAUCCUCAUGGAUUUUUCGCUUUUCCUGUCACGGAUGCAAUUGCUCCUGGAUACUCAAUGAUAAUAAAACAUCCUAUGGAUUUUGGCACAAUGAAAGACAAGAUUGUAGCCAAUGAAUACAAGUCUGUCACAGAAUUUAAGGCAGAUUUUAAGCUGAUGUGCGAUAAUGCCAUGACCUACAACAGGCCGGACACUGUGUACUACAAGCUAGCCAAGAAGAUCCUUCACGCGGGCUUUAAGAUGAUGAGCAAAGAGCGGCUGUUAGCUUUGAAGCGCAGCAUGUCGUUUAUGCAGGACAUGGAUUUUUCUCAGCAGGCAGCUCUUCUGGGCAAUGAAGAUACAGCCGUCGAGGAACCUGUUCCUGAAGUGGUACCCGUACAAGCAGAAACUGCCAAGAAAUCCAAAAGGCCGAGUAGAGAAGUCAUCAGCUGCAUGUUUGAGCCAGAAGGAAAUGCUUGCAGCCUGACGGACAGCACGGCGGAGGAGCAUGUCCUGGCCUUGGUGGAGCACGCAGCCGACGAGGCUCGGGACAGGAUCAGCCGGCUCCUCCCAGGGGGCAAGAUGGGCUAUCUGAAGAAGAACGGGGACGGCAGCCUGCUCUACAGCGUGGUCAACACGGCUGAGCCGGACGCCGACGAGGAGGAGACCCACCCUGUGGACCUGAGCUCGCUCUCCAGCAAGCUGCUCCCGGGCUUCACCACGCUGGGCUUCAAAGACGAGAGAAGGGGCAAAGUGACGUUUCUCUCCAGCGCCACCACCGCGCUGUCAGUGCACAACAAUUCCGUAUUUGGCGACUUGAAAUCGGACGAAAUGGAGCUGCUGUAUUCUGCCUAUGGAGACGAGACGGGUGUGCAGUGCGCGCUGAGCCUGCAGGAGUUUGUGAAGGAUGCUGGGAGCUACAGCAAGAAAAUGGUGGAUGACCUCCUGGACCAGAUCACCGGUGGGGACCACUCACGAAUGCUCUUCCAGCUGAGGCAGAGGAGAAAUGUUCCAGUGAAGCCUCCAGACGAAGUGAAGGCUGGGGACUCGCUGGGCGACGGCAGCUCCGUCCUGGACUUCAUGUCGAUGAAGUCCUACUCUGACGCCUCUUUGGACAUCUCCAUGCUCGGCUCUCUGGGGAAAGUGAAGAAGGAGCUGGAUGCUGACGACAGCCACUUGAACUUGGAUGAGACAGCGAAGCUCCUGCAGGAUCUGCACGAGGCACAGGCAGAGCGCGGGGGCUCCCGGCCGUCCUCUAACCUCAGCUCUCUGUCCAACACCUCCCCCUCCGACAGGGACCAGCACCACCUGGGAAGUCCUCGCCUCAGUGUUGGGGAGCAGCCGGAGGUGACCCAUGACCCGUACGAAUUCCUUCAGUCUCCAGAGCCUGCAGCUUCUACGAAGAGCUAGCCUUGUAGUCUUCCAUUAUUUUUUUAAUUUUUUUAUCUGCAUGUACAGAGUUUUUGUCUUGAGACAAAGACUUUCCUUUUGUCCCCUUUGGCGAGCGGGAAGCAGCCCCGGGGAGGUGGUGAGUUGUGUCUGAUAUCAUGUCGGCCGUGCUCAGAUCCAGCGUUUCUGUGCACAGCCCUGUGAAUCCUGAAUAGUGGAGAUCACACAGAACGGUGUGUGGCCGAUGCGGUCGAGCCGGUGUGUGUCUGAGCUUCGCGCUGUCUGUAAAGCCCAUCCGCGCGGCUGGCCUGGACACACCUUCCUGCCCCAGCGCCCUUCCUGAGAGCCCCUUGGGAAGCAGAUGUACCCAUGGCAGGGUUCCUGCCUGUUCUCUGCCCUGCCUGCCCCCCACGCCCCUGCGUCUCCGAGGGAGGUCAUGGGGGGCUGCACCCUCCUGGCCCGGGACAGGCUCCGUGCUCCUGUUUCCUGUGCUGGUCAAGGCCUGCCUUCUGCUGGAAGACCACAUUGCCUCCCAGCCACGGCCACGUGCUGUGUCUGGAGACCUUUCUGUCCCGAUGUGUUUACCGGAUGCCUGUUUACAUUUGCGGAACAGAGAUCUCAAUAAAAACACAGAGUGAUUG
Neomonachus schauinslandi (Hawaiian monk seal) is the source of this 2468-nucleotide messenger RNA. It is a transcript of the gene BRD9, whose product is annotated as bromodomain containing 9. Gene Ontology annotation, biological process: regulation of transcription by RNA polymerase II. The transcript has 16 exons. Gene Ontology annotation, cellular component: nucleus. Bases 1 to 1848 code for a protein of 615 amino acids. NCBI's taxonomy places the organism in Eukaryota, Metazoa, Chordata, Mammalia, Carnivora, Phocidae. The record is from RefSeq and is a predicted model, not a curated record.